This is a messenger RNA of Telopea speciosissima, 2156 nucleotides long. RefSeq lists its product as uncharacterized. The transcript has 3 exons. Bases 959 to 2134 code for a protein of 391 amino acids. NCBI's taxonomy places the organism in Eukaryota, Viridiplantae, Streptophyta, Magnoliopsida, Proteales, Proteaceae. The record is from RefSeq and is a predicted model, not a curated record.
GGUUCGUCUUUAUUCCCUUGCUCUCAGAGAAAACACCCACCCAACCGAAGAAGAACUCCUCGUUUCUCUUACGCUCCUCAACUUCUUAGCUGAUAAUCUCGCCGGAAAUCUCCGAUUUUCAGCUUGAAGAUGAAGAUUCCGGUGGACUGUUAUUUCUUGUGUCGCCGGAAUGUCCGUAUCUCCCUUCCUCACCUUCAUGUCUUCCGUGAACCUUGCUCCAACCGUUUGUGGAAACCCUAAGCAAAAGCCACUUUCUUUUUCUCUAAUUCGAAGCAACAAGUAUAAUAAUCUGAGAGGAAGGUAUCCAUUUUAUUUGGACUUUCUAAUUUUUGUAGAUUAAUCGGUUUAGGAGCUUCGUUUUUUUUGUUCUUUUGUCUGUGUGUUUGGAUCCGAUUUUGCUAUGCUAUAUGACCUGUUUUGGUCCGAUGAAAUGUUCUUUAUGAAGAGAGAAGAUUGGUGUUGAUCUCGAAUAUAAACGAGAAUUAGGUCUCUGUCUUGUUGAUGUAUCAAUAAUGCCUUCGUCUUUUAUGACUACUUUGGUUCAGAUCUUUCUUAGCUGAAAAGAGAUGGUAGAUGUCUAGGAAUCUCAUUUCAAUUCAGCAAGCCUUUUGAGAUUGUUGUGACCAUUUCAGUGCUUUCUACUUUUAGUAAUUUUCGGAAUUGAAGAUGCGAAGAACAUAGACGGAAGAUUCUUAGGAGUAUAGGACCUAGUUGCACAGGAAGAGUCAUUUUUGAUGAUUCACCAAAUUCCUGGUAUGGGUUUGUGAUCAUCCACUGAGAUCGUCAGAUUGGUCUUCUACUGAAACUAUCACUCCUCGGUUCGAGUUCUUCUAAUGGAGUGGUAGGUGUAGGCCUCAGUCUCACAGCAAAACCGACCUUGAUUCCGAGUCACUGAGAAUUUUGAGAGCAGAGUUGGACAGGCAGAAGUAGUUGUUAAUCACUUCUGAUCUCGUUAACCAUGCCUUUUCCAAUGAAGAUCCAGCCGAUUGAUUUUAAUUCCUCCGAAGUAUUAGUUCGAAACGAUCCAGUAAAGCCUGUCAUGAAAUCGAGACUUAAGAGGCUAUUCGAGCGACAGUUUCCGAGCGUUUUGAGGAUUUCAUCGGCCGACAAGCCCGGCGUCGGUGAAAACAAAGAUGUCAGUAACGAUUGGGAGCCGAGUUCUGUAUGCUUGGCAAAUAUGGUUCAGAAUUUCAUUGAGGAGAGCAAUGACAAACAGCCAGCGUCAGCUGUAAAAUGCGGACGGAAUCGCUGCAAUUGCUUCAACGGAAACUGUACCGAGAGCUCGGACGAUGAAGAUUUUUUUAAUGUCUUCGGCGAGUCGGUGGCGGCGGCCUCUUCUGGUGAUGCUUGCGAAAUUCUCAAGAGCUUGAUCCCUUGUACUAGCAUUGCCGAGAGAAAUCUUUUAGCUGAUACUGCAAAAUUUGUUGAGAAGAAUAAGAACUGCAAGCGUAAGGAAGAUUGUAGAAAAAUAGUCACCGACGGACUCAUUACUCUUGGGUACGAUGCUGCAAUCUGCAAAUCUCGUUGGGAGAAAUCUCCUUUGUAUCCUGCAGGGGAAUACGAAUACAUUGACGUGAUCGUUCAAGGGGAACGACUGUUAAUUGAUGUUGAUUUCCGGUCAGAAUUCGAGAUCGUUCGAUCAACAAAAACUUACAGAGCGGUUCUACAAACUCUCCCGUCAAUCUUCGUCGGCAAACCUGAUCGUCUCCAACAGAUUAUCUCCAUCAUAUCAGAUGCCGCAAAGCAGAGCCUGAAGAAGAAGGGAAUGCACUUCCCACCGUGGAGGAAAGCCGAGUAUAUGAGAGCGAAAUGGCUUUCUCCUCACAUUAGAACAGCAGCAGCUUCAGCAGCCACAUCAACAGAAACAGAAGUUGAAACAGAAAGCGAGAAAAAGUCGAGUUUAAUCACAAAGAACUUUUCUGGCGAAUUCGAGCUGAUUUUUGGGGAAAAGAUCUCGCCGUCGGCAACUGAUUCCGGUGAAGCACCGUGUUCGGAGAAGGGAAUUUUUGAAGAAGAGGAGAAGAUUAAAGUUGUGGUGUCGGAAUGGCAACCACCGGCGAUCAAACCGAAGAGUUCUCGCGGAGGAGGCAAAAUUGUCACCGGUUUAGCUUCCGUCCUCAAAGAAAAGCCAUAAAAAAUUUUGUUCUUUAUCAUAA